UGGCGUCGUUUCGCCGAUCAAAUGAGCUUGAGAAUAUGUUUUAUUCUAUUGUGUUUUAAUUGUAACAAACAUUUAUCAUUAAUUUAGAAACCUUCCCACAAUAGUAUUAAUUUGCAUUAAAAGUGAUAGUUAAAAACUAGGAAGCUGUAGGUUUCCUAAAAAGGCGCAAUGGUGAUUUAUGUAAAGUUGGUGUGAUAUCAAAUGUUUACAUGAUUCGGGGGCAGGGCUGGGGGUCAAAAUGCUGCCGACAGUGGAGGAGAGUCGUGGCUACGACUUCCAGGAUCCGGAUAAUGCAGAGAAAUGGCGAGGGCUGUUCGUCAACUCUCUACGCAAGGUCUUGGAGUCAGUGCAUCCAACAUUAACAGCAGAGGAAACUGCACUAGAAUAUGUGGAGUCACUCUGCUUACGUUUGCUGGCGAUGCUAUGUGCGGUCCCUUCACCACUCACAGUCCAGGAUGUUGAAGAGCGAGUUGCUAGAUCAUUUCCGACUCCUUUGGACAAAUGGGCAUUGUCUGACGCUCGUGAGGCAGCAUCAAAUCGUCGCCGGAGACUGCUCCUGCCCCUUGACAAGUUGCACCAAUUGUUGCAGAAGGAGGUGCUUCUAUACAAAAUUGAUACAUCAGUGUCAGUAUUUAUGACUGCAGUUCUGGAGUAUGUGAGUGGAGAUAUAUUAAAAUUGGCCGGUACUUUUGUUAAGAAAAUCUCACAGAAAUCUGGCUACCAGACAAUAUCGUGCAGUGAUAUAAAGACAGCUAUGUGUGCGGAUAAAGUCCUAAUGGAUAUGUUCUACCAAGAGCCGGAGCUGCUCGCGGCAGGCGCGGCGGGGGAGCGGCGCGGCAGACGAGGCUCGCUGACAUACGGCGAACUGGUGCGAGACCUCCUCGCUGAUGAGAGGAACUUCCUCAGAGAUCUGCAUCUCAUUAUACGAGUGUUUAAAGAUGAAUUGGAGAAGAUUCUUGAAAGAGAUAGUCGGGCGAUAUCUUUAAUAUUUGGCAAUAUAGUGGACAUUUACGAGCUAACAGUGACGUUGCUGGGUAACCUCGAAGAUGCUAUGGAAAUGUCGCAAGAUUCACCCACACCAUAUAUUGGUAGUUGUUUUGAAGAAUUAGCUGAAGUUGAAGAGUUCCGAGCGUAUGUUCGGUACGCGAACAUUGUGACACGGAAAGAGUCGCGCGAGGCGCUGCAGAAUAUUGUCGAUGAUCCAGUGUUAUCAGAGAGAUUAGACACAGCUGGUCACGGUUUCCGGUUAGCAGUGAAAUACUAUUUGCCGAAGUUACUGCUAGCCCCAGUCGCACAUGUAUUCCUCUAUCACAACUAUGUGCUAGCGUUGCUGCAAAUAGCACCCGCAUCUGAAGAUAGGGAGAGUUUUAAACAAGUUGAAUGCAAUCUGCAUCCUAUAAAGAAAUUGUUGAUGAAAGCGCUGGGGAAUGGACCUAAGAUGGAGGCAACACUACGCACGGCUGCGAGAACGAGACGACAGCAGGCGAUAGAUAAAUGCAACGAACUGGCGCGGCUAGUGGAUAACUGGGACAACCGGGAUGUGGGACAGUGGUGCAAUGAGUUUAUUAGAGAGGAUACACUUUCCAAAAUUGGACCCGGCAAGAGGAUAGCAGAGCGCAGAGCGUACCUUUUUGAUGGGUUACUUUUAUUAUGCAAACCUAGUACAAGCCUGGUGGCAGUCAACAGUAGCAGUAUAACAGUUGGAGGCAGCAGCGGCCAGCAACUGAAGCUUAAAGAAAAAUUGCAUGUUCGCAAACUGGAAUUGGUUGAUAGACCUGAUACAGAUGAGGGCCGGCACAUGGUGGAGCUGUGCCCGCGCGUGGGCCCACCGGUGCUGCUCGCGGCCGCCUCCUGCGCAGAGAAACGCAACUGGAUGUGUGAUCUCGUUAUGUUAAAUACUAAACCAAUGUUGGACAGAAGUUUAGACAGCAUUCUAUUAGAUCUGGAAAGGCGGCAUCCAUUAAAACUGCCGCCUGUCCACUUGUACCGGUUCGCAGUUCCAGACUCGCCUGACAACAUUGUAUUAGAAGAGCGCGCAUCGCCUAACACAUCGCCUGUUCCACUUAUAAAGGGAGCCACACUACUAAAAUUAGUUGAAAGAUUAACGUAUCAUAUAUACGCGGAUUUGAACCUUGUACGAACAUUCCUAACUACGUACCGGUCCUUCUGUUCGCCAAGUGAACUGCUGGAUUUAUUAAUAGAACGCUUCAAGAUACCUGAGCCUAGUGAAGUUUAUGAUGCACCUAGAAUAGAUUGUGUGGAGAGUACAGCGAGCAGCGACGCUGAGAAACUGAGCAAGAACACGGCGCGAGAGGACUGGAAGAGAUAUAGGAAAGAGUUUCAACAGCCAGUCAAGUUUAGGGUAAUCAACGUGCUGCGUCACUGGGUGGAUCAGCAUUUCUAUGACUUUGAGCGUGAACCGACACUUCUGGAGCGGCUGCGAGACUUCCUGGAGUCGGUGGACGGCAAGCCUAUGAGGAAAUGGGUACAGAGCGUGCUCAAAACUGUGCAGAGAAAGAGUGGUCAGAACUCCGAGUUGGAGCUAGGUGGGGGCGUGUCCCACGUGUUCGAUAAGGCUCCGCCUGCGGUGUUACGGCACGUGGCGGAGCCCGAGAAGCACGCGUGGCACCCGCUCGUGCUGCACCCAUUGGAACUGGCACGACAGUUAACACUGCUAGAGUUCCAGUUGUAUAGACAGGUCAAACCAUCAGAGCUCGUAGGCGCGGUGUGGACUAAAAAAGACAAGGAUAAAACCAGCCCUAACCUUCUUAGGAUAAUAAAACACACAACUAAUUUUACAAGAUGGAUGGAGAAAUGGAUAGUAGAGAGUGAGAAUCUGGAGGAGCGCGCGGCGGUGGUUUGCCGGUUCCUCGAGCUGGCGGUGGCGCUGCGAGACCUGAACAACUUUAACGGCGUGCUGGCUGUCGCCGCGGCCUGCGGGAGCGCCUCCGUGCAUCGACUACGAGCCACUUUUCAGAUGGUGCCACUGCGACUGAUCCGAGCACUAGAAGAGUUCCGCGAACUGAAUUCUGACCACUUCCGAAGAUAUCAGGAGCGCCUGCGCAGCAUAAACCCGCCCUGCGUGCCCUUCUUUGGCAUGUAUCUCACUAAUAUACUGCAUAUAGAGGAAGGAAAUCUUGAUUUCCUUCCAAACUCUGAACUAAUUAACUUCUCAAAGCGACGUAAAGUAGCGGAAAUAACGGGAGAGAUUCAACAGUACCAAAAUCAACCUUAUUGUCUCACAAUAGAGCCUAAAACUAGAGCGUUUCUAGAAUCUUUAGAGCCAUUCCCAGCUAUGGACGAUAAUGAAGUAACGAAUUAUCUCUACGCUAAAAGUUUGGAGAUCGAACCUCGACCACCUGUCAAACAGAUGCCUAAAUUUCCAAGAAAAUAUCCCGAGUUAUCUCUGAAGCCGGUGAAGCUGUCGCGACGCUCGCACGACUCCACGCACCACUCCGCCUCCAGCGCCUCCAGUGCUGAUGAUAAUCUUAGUGUCUCGCAGUUGUCUCCGACGAGCGGCAGUACAUGGGAUGGCGCUUCUGUCGCAUCUUUACAGCUGCACCAUGAAGAUAGAGGAAGUCGCAAUGAUGACCGAGGUUCUCUCACCAGUCCGCGGUUGGAGCGCGGCUCCAGCAGUUCCCUAGGCCAGCUGGGACAGCUAAGUCUCUUCGAUAAAGGCCUCGCGUUGUUCGAUAAGAGUAAAUCUACUGUUGUUUUAAAUGCACGAAGCAGUGGACGCGAUGAGCCGCCUUCGCCUCGAGACAAUCAUUCCCCAAGACAUGACCGCAGUAACUGUUCGACGUUGAGUCGCCGCACGCCGGCGCUGUCUCCGCGCAGUGCCAUCGUGGACGCGGAUGUGUUCUACUCGCGCGGUGCGGAGCCCCUCAGCAAGCGGCAAGAACACCUGCCACAGGAGCGUGUGCCGCCGCUGCUGCCGCGCGGUGGGGGCGGGGCGGAGGGCGAGCGGCCGCCCCCGCCGCCGCGUCGCCCCGCUUCCCCACCCUCGCCGCCCUCCCCGCCAGCACCACCCGCACCGCCCCUACCACCCUCACACAACGCGUUGAGCGAGCUGCCCCCAGAGCCUCCAGACAGACCUCUACCCAGUCCCAAACUUCAUGAUCUCUUCAGAACGCCAGCAAUGUCUCCGAAGCGUUCCCCCGCGCCCGCGCCCCCAAUCAGCCCUCUACCACAGUGCAAUAACAUAGAACACAGGGCUGCGGCAUUCAACUUUCCCUCGGCUGUGUCUCCUUCUGCAUCACAUCAUUCGACGGAGGGUUGCGGCGUGUCCCCGCCCCUGCCGCCCCCGCUGCCGCCGCGCAGAAGAAGGGACUCCGCGGCACCGCCCACACCGCUACACCAGACGUCAUGGGGCGAUUCUGGCAACGCGAGCUGCAGCGGGUCACCGUCGGGGGCAGUGGGGCCGGCCAGCGCCACCCCGCCCCCGCUGCCGCCGCGCCCCGCCCCCGCCCCCGAGCUGCUGCGCCCCGCCCACUCCGCGCUGCUGCAGCGCCGACACCACUCCGCCUCUUUGGCGCCACGUCUGCCUCCGAAGCCUCCACCAGCCGCAGUUGCGCCGCGCACCUAGCACCGCCCCGGGCCGCGCCCCGAGCCCCGCGCGCCCCGCCCCCCGCGCCCGCCGCGACCGCCGCGCCCCCCGCGCCCACCUCGCGACCCCCCGCUGCCAGCCACCCUCUAGACAACUAUCAAUGUGGCAUAAAGUGUUAAUACAGUGGCUCUUAAACAAACUCUUCGGACAAUCUUAUCGUACAAAAACAUGGUGCAACCAAGUUUGUGCAAAUUAGUCAAGGUGUAAAUUAUGUGUUUAGUGUUAUGCGAAAAUAUCAAAGUGAGGUAAUCGAUGGUAGUUUUUGAGCAAUAAUUAGGUUCGGUUGACAUUGUGUUAGUGGUCGGAAUACAAUAGAGAUGGAAUAAAAUGUCACAGGGGAUCGGAAUGUAUCUAAAUAUUUAUAAAUACAUUGUUCUAAAGGAUGUGUACAAAUAUCAGUUACUCUUGUGCUUUUCAUAAGAAUAAUGUAUUUGUAGCUUUUAGCUUCUAUACGGGGCUGGGAGCGAUUGUCAUCACAAAGAGUUGACUUCCAUUGCUGGCAGCGUGCUUUGCUACAAAUGUGUAAAUUAAUAGAACUUGAAUAAAUCUA
Molecule: messenger RNA, 5156 nt
Organism: Papilio polytes (common Mormon)
Lineage: Eukaryota; Metazoa; Arthropoda; Insecta; Lepidoptera; Papilionidae
Gene: Sos
Product: protein son of sevenless
Exons: 35
Coding region: 239-4585 (1448 amino acids)
Biological process (GO): Ras protein signal transduction; positive regulation of GTPase activity
Cellular component (GO): plasma membrane
Molecular function (GO): guanyl-nucleotide exchange factor activity; protein heterodimerization activity
Source: RefSeq, a predicted model, not a curated record